AUGUACGCGGCCUCAAGUAGGAGACUCGGAUCUCAUACAGGUUAUACUACUAUAAACGUUACACUAGGCGGGAGUCAUCUCCACCUGACAGUCAGUCAUGAAAGGGUCGAGUCACCACCACCACCACCACCACCACCACCACCACCACCACCACCACCACCACCACCACCACCACCACCACCACCACCACCACCACCACCAUCGCGUAUGGCAGUAGCGGUAACACAUUAAAAUCAGUUGAACUACAUAAUGUACCUUUGUGGCCGCAAACCGCAUUCUCUUCGCGUAACGUGUUAGGACCGACCGCUGCUGCGUGAACUGCGCCUGGAAGCCUUUUGGUUGCUUAUCCGUAAUUUUUUGUUGUUUCUUCGAUAGAAUUUUGAAACGCCACUGUGAAAACGAUGAAAGUUGCGAACCCUUUUUAAGCCUCUGAUGUAAAGGGUAAGACAAUAAGCAGUGCGCCGGACGUGCAGUUGUAUCACGGUGCAUAAAGAUCAGUUAGUUAAAAGCCUUUAUCUCAGUAGGUCUGAAAAACCGUAAUUAAACAUUCGAUUACUUUCGCUACUCUAUGGUGUACAAUGUUGUUAUCUGGAAUCACCGGAUAUUUCGACUGUCUGUGAUGAUAUAGGUGCUCUAGACUCUGGAAACAUUAGUGUGAUCUAGUCCUUUUGAAAAGCUUUUGAGAGCGGAUUUCUGCAUUAAGAUAAUGAUGCUUUUUUUUCUAAUUUUCAGUCUGCAAAUAUUUGUUAAAGUAUGCAGGUCACGAGCCAAAGCCUGCAAGAACAUAAUUCCUGAACAUGGAGGUGGUGCGUAUUAAAAACAAUGCAAUAACUUUUGCGUUCAAGUGAAACAUUAGCUGAUGAAAGAAUCUUUCAGCCUUAGGCAAUUAAAAAUUCCGCGAAAGUCUUUGAAUGAGUUGUUACUAUGCAGGCUGUGCCCGCAAGUGCCUGGGAACCAGGGUAGAAAGCUACAUCGAUGAAAUAAUUUGCUCAUCGGAGUGAACUAAACUGAAGUGCUUUAAAGAUACCCUAUUACGAAUUAAGUUGGCGGGACGGAUUCAAAUAUACUGCACACGCUUAAUUCCAUGCCCAGUUAGUGAAGAGCAGAUGGUACUACAGUGCUAACUCAAAUAUGCUUGCCUACGCGACUACUAUUGAAAUUAAGAAAAAGAAAGUCAAAAAAUGUCGUAUGGGAAGAAAAAGCAGCAUAGCGAAAUAAGUUUGUCCAAAUUGGCACUGUCCAAACGAAAUGUAUAGUUGGGCGAUAAUGGUGUUUUAAAAAAUAUUGGAGCUGCUCGCUCAUUAACUGUCUAUUUCUGAAAGUAAGCGCGCACAGAACGAAGUUGUAACAUUGUUAAGGCAGUUGCGACUGACCAUUCUCCUUGUCAAACGCAGAUCACUCCUUUGCGGUCAGAAAUGAUUGCAUAAUGUAUGAUUGUGUCUACAUGCGACCGUUACGCAUUGACGUGUGAUGGGUGUGUCAUCGCAGGUAACUACCAACCCUUCUUCACCACGACAACAGUUAUGCUUGCCGAUUUCUUAUGCUCCUUCAUGGCGGUUGAAGCAUCGGUGCAGCUUGGAUUCAGACCAAACUGGCCCAUGACACCAAAGAGGUAUUUGCAAGGUUGGGGAAGAAGACGACUUCCUGAUUUCUCGACUGUACGUCCCAGACCUCAAGGGUGGGCAAUCAGUACGUGAAGCUUCUCAACAAAGCCUUUUCUCACCACCGGAAUCGGGUAGACCGUUUCGCUUCAGUACGCGUGAGGAUUCAGGCUUUGCUGCGUACGCGCUGGUUGUUUGUUGUACAGUUGGAUCUACAAAUUCCGCUUGGCCAUCCCGACACUGCAGCAGUCUGCAUAUGUUUAGCUGCAUCUCCAGAGUGCCGCGGAUUUACGCUGAUAAGGCGGUAUCUUGUCAGAAUGCACAGAAAGUUCAUGGAGGUUACGUUGCAAAGUGAAGUCUGCGAGCAAUUACGAACACUGACUUGAGCAGGCAGGCAAUUAUUAUCUAGACAGGAGAAAUAGCCAGUUGCACAGUCACUCUGGACAGUAAAAGAGGGGAGGGUGCAUGACAGAGAGAGAGAGAGAGAGAGAGAGAGAGAGAGAGAGAGAAUGGAUAGUCUCCUUUGAUUUAUAAUUCUGACGUAAUUACUUCUGCUCUCACUUUAUGCCCAUGAAACUGUAGUCCAUCUCCAAAUUGGCCUCCACGAGGUGAAACAACUCCACUUGAGACCAGUGGAAGAUACCGGUGGUUAAGAAUAAUAAGAAGCGAUCACUGAAAAAAAGGCUUUAUUCGUCCGACAUUUCGGAUUGCCACUUGAACCCACCAUCAGAGACAGUGGCGGAAACUGUCACUGCCUCUGUCUCUGAUGACGUGUUCCAGUGAGAACCCAGAACGUCGGGCGAAUAAAGCUCUUGUUCCAAUGAUCGUUUCUUCUUCUUCUUCUUCUUCUUCUUCUUCUUCUUUCUUCUUCCCCAAGAUACUCAGAACGAAAGUAUACUGAGGUUUUUUUAACAAAGGACGUAGCCGCCAAAACUGCUAGACUUGGGAAUGCUUUGCGUGUAUUUUUCUUUCCUCUUUCGAACUAGGGUCGUUAAUUAUUUAGUACUGACUUCUAAACAAUGCACCGCACGCUAUUUCUGCUUUACUCGGACCCUCAUUGAAUCUUGAUCGAUGUUCCAUUUGGUUUUGACGCGCACUGUACGUGCAGGCGCUAUAAAAGCAUUUAGCUUGGACGUCUUAUUUCAGUUUAGUUUCGCCAAUUUCUAUAAGGCAAAAGAAACUGUGAUUUUUAUUUCCAUCUUGAAGAUCCUCACAUAUUUUUGUCUAACAGAACAGGCCAAGCAACGACUGCUCUACAGUACACUGAGUCGGCUCGCAAAGGCCUGCUAUUCUUCCGCUCUUCAACUCGUGUAUUUUCGAACACAUUUUUGUUCAAACUGUGCUUCCUUUUACAUGACUCCCUUCCUGUUUGGGUAGACGAACAGUAAAUAGUAAUGGCGACAUUGAAAUGUAUGCACUGGUAAGAAGCCUAUAAAUAUCUCCUGCACAAUUCAGACCACCUUUGCUCCAUCAGAUACGUGCGAUUCUAAUCAAUAACUUACCCCUCCCUGUUCUCCACUCCGUAGUCUACUUCAGAGUUCUCCAACCACUUGUGUGGGUUUACAUUGGUACAUUCACAUAUUACGCCUAGUUCUGAUUAAUUACUCGAGAAAAAAACCCACCAAAAUGUUUAUGUAGGUGAGGGUGGAAUUAAAUAUUAACCCGUUCACAGAGUAGGGUGAACGAGAAAAACUGAUGGAAACGAAGCAUGGAAAAAGUUUAUUUGCCCACAUCGUUCUUCUUCUUCUUCUUCUUCUUCUUCUUCUUCUUCUUCUUGUCAAAUAGUUCCUGGAAUUCGCAUCUUCUCAUUUAUCGGCAAUACUGGUGGUUAUCAAUAGUAAUAAAAAUGCGAUUCCCAGGUGGCAUAUCAAAGGAAAAGGAGACGUUCACCAGGAGAGGUGCAUUGGAGGUCUGAGGUUUCGAGUAGUUGUUUCGUCUAGCCAUCUGCAGAGACUGGGAAGUCAUGCACACAGCUCUCCUUAUAUGGCGCACUUUGUUUGAUGAGUGGCGCCUGUGUGGCUGCAUCCGACCCGCAUGUUACCGUGACCUGAAUCGCCCCCACUUUCAUCGGCCGAGGAGAUAGUUGGCGGGCCUGAUUGUCCCGCGCCGUCUCUGUCGCGGUUAUCCGCGAGCAUUCUUUCAGCUGAGCCGAAGGCAACCAAGGAGGCAGAAUGAAGGACAUAGUCCGCCAAAAUCGUGGCGGAGCAUUCCAUACAUGAAAGGGGUCUCCGAAGCCGUGGCUAGAUCCCUCGCGCCGCUCGGAAUAGACGUUGCCCACAGGCUGACUCAACAAUCCGCCGGCAAGUGAUGCGGCCAUAAAAACCCGAUCUCCAAGCAAGAGAUGUCGGCUAUUUUCUACCGGCUUCAAUGCAGCUGCGAGAAGUUCAUCUACGUUGGGGAAACCGGCCGACGGCUGCAAAUGCGAAUGCACGUGCAUAAGUUGUCCAUUCGAGGGUUGGACCUAAAGUCGGAGGUAGCAACCCAUGCCGCGCAAACGGGACACAUCUUCAACUUUGAGAUUGUUGAGAUUGUGAGCCAUGACAACGAUUAUACGGCAAGGUGGGUGCAAGAAACCCGGAUGUCCGCCUACUGCUGCGCCAACCGCCACAUUAAUUUGCCUCUCCCCUAUCUGACUUGACGAACCUUCUUAACGGGGGACAGCCUGAUGUGGUUAACCUACUUUCUCGGCUUCCUGUACUUUAGGCAUGUCUUUUAACUGUUUAGGAUAAAUUUGCCAUACUGCCGUCCGUGCAUUCGCAGGUUUUCGUUAUGUCUCAUAAAUACAAAUGCCUUUUUUUUUCACUCACCGCAAGCUGCUACUCGGUUUACGGCGCUGGAUUUAUUGAAAUAGGCAGGGGAAGUUAAUUGCAGCAGUAGGUCUUCCAGGUUACGAUCAUUUUAAUAAAUUAAUCAUAAGGUAGCUGUAGAAAAACGUGUUAUUUUGUGUAAUUGUAACACGCAGGACUUCUUUUGGUAGAGAAUGCAAGAAAUAGGAAGGUCCCCACGGCUAUAAAGAUUAUCUCGUCAGGCUGAGUUUAACAGCCAACUCCUUGAUUUCGCGCAGGGUACUCCAAAAAUGAAGUGCCCACGGCGAGUUAGUAAUCCUAGAAGUAAUGUAUAUUUCCUUCUCAAACGGACGGUUGUAGGCUAUGGUUGGUUACUCGAAUACAUCCGGCCACAAUGAUUUCCCAUGAGCGUUACCAUUUAGAAUUGAGCACUAAAUGAAAACCUCCGGGUAAAAGUGCACUGUAUCAGUGGUAUCUCGGAAGUUUAUGCUAUUAACCUCUGGGACUGUCCGGUUUGCUUCCAUUGGUGGAAUAUAUCUAUUUUGACUUACUAAAUACCACGCGUAAAGGCCCAUCGUUUGUUUAGUUCUGUUAGUCUCGUUGCUGACUUUGGGUGUCCAACUGUAUAGUUAAGGAACUUUUGAUACCGAAGGACGCCGGAUGGAUAUGACUUUACGGCUACCUAUCCUGAGUCUACACGAGUUUCUCGUUUCCUAGUAGACAGAAUUGUCAAGUGAGUUUGGGAGAAAAUAUACAAUCGAGAUUUGCGGAUUAGUGACCCGAAACAAAUGCAGAAUUUGGAGAGGAUACAACCAAGUAAGUUACAAGCUCAAGCCUUAAUGCCUUUGGUUAAAUGUCGUUCAUAUCUUUUGAAAUGGAAGUUAAAUGUCCAGUUCCGUGACAUCUAACAAGAUUGACUUGACCAGAUUUUGUUCGACCGAUGUUGAGCCCACUUGAUUUCCUUCGCAGUUUUUGAAGUUACAGGGAAUAGUUCAUGUUGUAUGACGAACGCUCUUGCUAGAUGGCUCUCGAAUGUCGUGUUGGAGGGAAGAGGAGGGAGUACGUUGUUCGUCUUAAAACCCGGAAGGAUUGCGCCCACUCGAAACGCUAUUCUGUCAUACACAAUGGAUUCCGCUCAACAUGAACAAACUAGAUCAAACACGUUUUGACCAAACUAAGCGGUUGCCGCAACUAUAAAAGGUGCAUAAAAAGCUGAGAUGCCUAUUGGCCAUUCCUGUCUUACUGGUAAACAAGGUAUAAACAAUGACUACUCGCCGAGCAGUUCAAAAUGAUCCUACUUAAGGCACUAAAAUAUUACAUCAUGAAGUAAUGUAAAUUAGUAAUCUGUUAAAGCACUCAUGCUGGGAUGUAGGGAUGUCCAGUAUUAUGUUUACGUGAAGGUCGUAGUAGGUCUUUUCGCUUCCUUGCAGGUCUUGAAAACGCAUAGCGUCCAUUAACCGGCAGCCAACUCUCAAGUUUUGCAUCCUGGAGCUAGGCUCCGCUUAACAGCUACAUACUGGUAACCGCCUCGACCGCCGAGCUAAACCAGGUGAGGAUAUACGGCGUUGUGUCCUCACACCUAGUAACCCCGUCUUCCUUCCCAUCCACCCUCACUCUCUCUCGCCCACUUCAAAAAGUCCUAAGGAUAGGACGGCAUGCUAUUCCGUAGAGAGCCCAGGACAACCCGGGUUGCUGUCCACUAAACCGAGAUGCGGAGUUCGACAGCCGUCUGGGACGACUUAGUAGCCCCAUUUAGGGACAGCACUGUUUACACCCUCUCAGGGAAAGGAGCUGCGAAAGGUGCUCUAAACAAAUCCUGGGUUCACCACACCUGCGCGCAGGCCGCGGCUCGCAGACACAAAACACAAGGCCGAAGCAACGACCUGUCUCUGUCCCCUCCUCCGUCGCACCCCACAGACUGCUAGGAUGAGUCCACUCACUCCGGCAGCCUGGAAUGUUUCUUCUCCAUUAGACAGUCCGAGGAGUAACCGACCGGAAUGGAGGACAGCACUAGUCGCUCGGGAACUGGUACCCUACACGGCAGACGUUGCUGCACUCAACGAGACCCGUUUCUCCUAACAAGAAGAACCGGAGGAGGUGGAUGCCGGAUAAACCUUCUUCUGGAGCACCUGCCCCUGGGCAGAACGAUGAGACACAGGUGUCGCCUUUGCCAUGCGGAACGACAUCGUGGGACGACUGCCCAUUCUGCCGCAGGACAUCGACAACCGAUUGAUGAGCCUUCGGCCAUGUCUCCGGGGGUCCCAUAUCGCCACCGUCAGCAGCGCCUAGGCCCCACCAAUGAACGGUUCUGACAAGGCGAAGACCAAGUUCGACAAUGACCUGCACGCCCUCCUGGCGUCUUUGCAGAAAACGAACAAGCUCGCUGUCCUUUGUGACUUCAAUGUCCGGUUCGGGACAGACUGUGCUGCCUGAAGGGGAGUGCUGGAUCCUUGUGGGAUCAACGGCUGCAACGACAAUGAUCUCCUCCUCCUGGAACCUGCGCAGAACACCGCCUUCUAAUAGCCAGUCCCCUCUUCCGACUCCCGAUGCGGAAGAAGGCCAUCUGGAUGUAUUCUCGGUCGCGACACUAGCACCUGUUGGACUAUGUCCUCGUCUGAAGGCGAGACCAGCAGGAUGUGCUGGUGAUAAACGCGAUUCCGGGUGCCGACGGAUUGGCCGACCAUCGCUUCGUCAUCUCCAAGAUGAUACUACACCUACAGCUACCCAGGAGAUCCCAAGGUAAACGAUCCCAAGUAAGUUGAAUACUGUUCUGUUGAAUUUGCCUGCUUACCCCUUACAUUUCAGCAAUCAGUUAGUGUGGCACCUGAAAGUUUAUAGAUAAACAGUGGUCUCCAAGACACCCUUUUUGAAUUUUGCGCGCUGAAAAUAAAGAAAUGCCAUUUUGCUUGCGAUAGACUGAAAUUCCGUCGUGAAUUACAUGCUUUCAUUAACUGAAUUCAGAGAGGCUAUAAUCUCGUCUACCUACUCUUUUGAUGAUUGCAAAUGUGUCAUCGAUGUAACCACAAAGAACUUUGGGCCUAUUUCGGAGGUCUCAGAUGGAUGUAUGUUUAGGAUAUUCCAUAACUAUGUACGUCAGCAGAAUGAUAAGGGAAUAGACCAUUAAAAAUCCGCUUAACUGCUGGUAGACAUAAUCCUUGUAAGUUACCAUGGUGGGCUUGAAAACUAUUUCACGCGCUUGUAUAAUCAAGUUAGACGAUGGAAAUUGAUGAUUGAGAUUGAGAGGUUUGGUUUAUUUGGAACAUUUCCAGUACAUGAGCUGAUAAUAAAGCUCUUCAUUGACCAUCCUUCAUGCGCCUCCCGUACUACUGUUUAGUUAUGUGCUUAACGACAAGCCACUGACGGACCUUCUUUUGCAGGAAAAUGAUAUUAAAUAUCGUCACAUACUGGAAUUUUUGCUUGCCAAUUAUGAGCUCGGUGACUUUUGAAUGACAUAAAAAUCACUUCAUGUAAGAUUCGUGGUUUCCGAGAUGCAUAAUGACCUUAGUUUCGUAGUCAGCCUUGUUUAACACAACGAAAGAUCCGCCUUUAUUAUCUGACAGAGUUUUUUCAACAAUUUAGACCAUCAAAUCCAUCAACGAAUUUCGUUCCUUCCUUAUAACUUUCUGGAUUUUCCUCCGCAGAUAUCUAUGCGAUUGUCAUCGGACACCUCAACGUCGAAUGCAUCCCUUUUUGAGUUUCCUUUAGAUCCUAUUACUACCCAGUCUCUAGAACCAAAAAAGUAAAAUUGUGUCACCACCGCUUGAGGUGAGGCGGUUUUUUCCACAGCAGCUACAGUCAUGGUUUACUGCCUGUGAAAAUGCAAAGUACAUUCGAUAGUGUGUUUGACGCAAAAUGCAAAGUGAGUCCCUUCCUUUAUCGGCGCAUCGGUGACGACGCCUUGUGUGCAGCUGAGCUAGCUGCGCUUCCACUCGUUUGCGGGGACUCAGUUUCGAGCGCGAACCUUCGCAUCAACCUGUAGAAAAAGCAUUGUUAGAGCGGUAGGUGAGGGGGAGGGUGUUGGGUGGGGCGGAGGGUGGCAGUGUCUGCAUAAUUUUGGCACACAAGUGCGACGGUGAUCGAUAGAGGCAACGUCUAGGCAGUGUACGAGCAAACACAGGCCCAGGCGCGCCGUAAUCAUGCUGAACGUUAGCUCAACAAACCGUUAUGAUGGAUUUGACGGGUUACGUUAACUGUCGCGAGCCGUUAGCGCACUUCCAACGGGGUGGAUGAGGAACGUGCCUUCGCUCAAAAAUCGUUUGUUACUAUUGCAGAUGACGCCAACUUAGUAUUCUACUAACGCCGUCCCCAACUGGUCAUUUUGUAUAAAUGCUUCUCAUUUAAAAGAUCCAGAAUCCUAGGCAUAUACGUUGCAUGUUUACGAAAAGUAGUGGAACAUAACUCCAAGGAACUCCAACGGGACUACCAUUCGGAAGUUACCUUGUCGAGAUCGUAAGAUUCUUGCAAUUUGUGUCUUUCUGAAGGUGACACUGAAAAUUCAACAAUGGGCAGCAAUUAGUGCAUGUCCGAAAUUGUCUGUCACAUAAAUUGUUUGAUUCUCUGGCGAACCGGAACUAUGUCUUUCAGUAUUUUAAAAUGGACGGUAAAGAGGCAGACGUGACAUUAAUUUGCACCAGAACGCUCCGCCUACGUCUCCGGAUUUGUGAGGUCAAAAGUCGAGAGAUGUGAACGUUGCCGGUAAAAAGAGAAUUUGACAGAUAAAAUGCAAUGUAUAACUUAAAAAAACUAUUAUUACUACUGCCGAUGGGUAAUAAACAAGGAACUAGAUUUGAUGGCACUGGACAGUAGAAAUGCGAAUAAGGCUUAUUCUGAAGCACUUUGCACUGUACUCCUAUUCGAUGCGACCUGGGAUCUGCACACGACAGUUCGACCGUCGUUGUCGACGAUGUCCACCGUGUGCUCCACAGCAAGAUGAAGCAGACAAGGUGACUUGUGCUGAUUUAGUCUAUAAUGAAUGCAGAUUUGCGCUGCAUCUACCACACUCUCUCCUCUCUCAACUGGGUCUUGUGUCAAGACCUAGUCAAGAAGACCGAAGGUGUGGGAGGACGCAGGUGGAUGGCACGGUCAAGUCUGCAGCUUGGCGCUUCAUUCCAUACCCUCUGAUCCACACAGGAAAUGACCAGGAUUCUAACCAACAAUGACAGAAGGGGACGGCGCAACCGAAACCGUAUCUAGGCGUGCCGUCACACCUGGCUCGAGUCCCACGGAAUGGGAGUGUCAUAAAAGCUACAUUAAGAAGGGCCAAUUGCAGCCCCGCUCUUAGACCACCAAUCGGCCGCUCCAAAUAAACACAUAACACUGGGCCGACUACGAGGUCCAAGUUAUUCCGUCAGUUGGCAAGCCUCCAGGCCGAAGCUUUUAGCGCACCGUGAUACCUUCAAGCUCGUCAUCUUGCGUUUGUUGCUGACGUGGAGACUAAGGCGAUUCUAAACUGUGUUUCGCAUUCGGCCAAAGGUUUGACUAGCCUUGGAAAUCGGCGGGCCACUUCAUCGUCGAUUUUGCAGUUGGCAGAGAGGGUGCUGCCCAGAUACGUGAAGUUAUCUACGGCAUGCAGUUAGGCACCAUUCACGUUGAUUUGGGGUGCGACGUAGGCAGCGUCGGGUGGCGAUUAAUGUAUAACCACCGUCUUCUCCACGUUGACGAUGGGGCCGAAAUUGUCACAGGCGGCGGCAAAGAGUUCCAUGCUCCUUUGCAUGUCCCUUUCGGAAGUGGCGUUGUGAGAGCAGCCGUCGGCGAAGAGAAGUUCAGGAACGGUAGUUGUGGGUACACGCAACUGGAAAUGCAUCCGGGGGUGAUUGAGGAUUUGGUCGCCUGCCCUGUAGGCGAUGUGGAUCCUAGGGUGUUCGUCACAAUAGGCGUCCAUCAGCAUGUCAGAGAACAUGAGACUGAAGAGGGCAGGCGUGAGAACGCAGCCCUGCUUUACUCCGUUGGUCACUUCGAGUGCCUCUGAAACACAACUCCUUUGUCUGUGACUCGCGCUAUCAUGCCAUCGUGGAGCUGACGCACUGAGUGAAUCGUUUGGAACACCCGAAUUUCGGCAUGAUUUCCACAGUCCUUCGCGAUUCACCGUGUCAAAGGCUUCCGUCUGAUCCACGAAGGUAGGGUAGAGGUGGGUCCGCAUCUACUGACACUUCUCCUGCAGUUCAGAGGCGGCAAAGAUCAUGUCGGUGGUGCCGCGAUGACGGCGGGAGCCGCACUUGCUUUCCGACAGGAGAACUUGUUCUGCAUGGUGGUCCAGGCGGUUGUAGAAAAUGCGAGAGAAGAUCUUCCCGACGACGUUCAGCAGGGAAAUGCCUCGGUGGUUGUCGCAGAACUGGCGAUUACCUUUCUGCUCAUGGGACGCACGAUUUUGGCGUUCUUGAAAGCCUUUUCCUUGACGCUACAUCUCCUGGAAGAGUGCCGUCAGAUGAUCCAUGGGCUGGGGCCCACCUUGCUUGUAGAUCUCAGCAGUUAUCGCCUCCGAUCCGGGCGACUUCCCGCUGGAAAGUUGUUGCGCCGCCUUGCUGGUUUCGUGAAGAGGGAGAGGGAGGUCGGGGUUGGUGUUGGUCUUCACUUGAGGCAGAAGGGCGAUGGUGGUGUCGGAGAUGGUGGAGGGACUGUUGAGGGCGCCUCUAAAUUUCUCAGCCUAUCGCUGUACGAGUUACGUCUUCUCACUGAGUAGGGUGGUCCGGCCGGCGCUGAGAAGAGGAGCGGUGCCUUAGGCUGUGGAACCGUAGACGACUCUGAUGGCAGCAAAGAAGUUCUCCCAUUCGUUCUGAUUCUCGUAACCCUGGAUCUCCUCGACAUUGUGAACCUUCCAAGCCUGCUGAAUCUCCCGCAGCCGCUGUCGCAUAAAGCGACGACUACGGUAGAAGGCUGCCUCGUUGUCGUCAGUGAGCGGUUGAAGUAGGCUUUAUGCAAUCGGCUCUUCUCGGCGAGCAGGUUGCUGAUGGUGGCGUCAUUGCUGUCGAACCAGUUCUGGUGUUGGCAACAUGCGUGACCGAGAACAGCCAGGGUUGUUGACUGGUCUGUGUCCCGCAGUUGACACCAUCGGUCCUCCACGGAAGAUUUCUCGUCAGCGGCGGCGGCGACUGGAAAGUUGGCUAGCUCUUGAGCUAGUUCAUUGCUGAGAUAAAGAUGGGGAGCAGGCAAAGACAGCAAAACAAUAUCUAGCUUACCUGGGGUCGUUUACCUUGAGGCCUCCUGGGUAGCUGUAGGCGGAUUAUAAUUUUGGAGAUGACCAGGCGGUGGUCUUUCAAUCCGUCGAAACCCGGAAUCACCUUUGUUACCAGCACAUCCUGCUGGCCUCACCUUCGGACGAGAACAGAAUCCAGCAGGUGCUAGUGUCGCGACUAAGAAUACAUUCAGAUGGCCUUAUCUCGCAUCGGGAAUUGCGUCGAAUGUCGGCGCUUCCCAGCUGAAUAGCCGGCACACGGCUCUGAUGGCUUCUUGGGAGGAAGGUGGGAAACACAAGUCGAUAUUAGUUUACAGCUAGGGAGUCAGUCUGUGGCGGCGUCGGGGAUCGUAGAUGUGCGGUUGAGGACGCUUCUAAAAUGUUCCGCCCAGCCCUUGGAGUUCUCCAUGAGAAAUUUCGUUUCAUCGGAACUGAGGAGCGACACGGGUCCUUUGAUGCAGUGUCGUAGACCUUCAUGAUGGAGGUGAAGAAACUAUUCAUUUCAUUGAAAUCCGCAUGUCUCUGGAUUUCCUUAGCCCUGCGAUUUAUUCACACAGUAGGCAUGUCCCACUCUUCGGAUUAACUGCGCCUCUCGAACUGCACCAACCAUCGCCCCCCCGCCCGCCUCUUCCUCCUCCUCUCCGCCGCCAACUAACUCUGACAAUUCUUCUGACCCACCACUUCCCUCCCCCUCCUCCUCCUCCUCCUCCUCCUCCAACUCCUCCUCCUCGCCCACUGCUCCAACGACGGCCGCUCAGGCGACUGUCCCGCGCGCAACGACCGACACUACUACCACCUCCCCCGACUCCAGCGAUGAGGAUCAGGACUACACCUGCCCUCACUGCGACCGCACCUUCACCUCACACACCGGCCUGGCCGGUCACUUGCGAAUCCAUCGCACAGAGACUGACGAACCAGUACCUGAAGCACCAACCUACACCCACCGCACUCGCCUCCACUGCCCACACUGCCCUCGCACCUUCAGGCAUCGCAUGGGCCUUUUCGGCCACAUGCGCAUCCACGAGAGCGGCCUUGACCGCACUCCCGACACACCCACCACAUCCAACACAUCCACCAUGCACACCCCACCCUCGCUCCAUCCGUCUGCGCCACCACCACCGCCUACUCUGUAGGUGACACUGACACCACCGACUUCUCAUGCCCACAUUGUCCACGCACAUUCACCUCACGCAUCGGCCUGGUCGGUCACUUGCGAAUACAUCGCACAGAGACUGGCAAACCAGUGCCUGGAGCACCCACCUAUACCCACCAAGCUCGUCUCAACUGCCCACACUGCCCUCGCACUUUCAGGCAUCGCAUGGGCCUAUUCGGCCACAUGCGCAUCCACGACGACCUGCGGUAGACAACCGCCGGUCACACCACACAUUCACUCACUCCCUACGUUCUCCACCACCACCACCACCACCACCACCACCACCACCACCACCACCACCAUCACCCCACCAGAAAUCAACACUCUCACACCUCAUGCACCCAACUGCCACCUCCCACGCAAGUGGGAAGUGUGCAUCUCGACUCGGUCCCCAUGCGGCUUCGGCUGCACGGGUGACUUAAGUCCGAGACUAUCCCGACACGUCAAGCGUCGUGGAUAGGAAGGUUGCUGAUUGACGCCCGCUCUCGGUUCACGCAGUUCGUCGCGUUGUGUGUGUGUGUGUGUUGUGUGGAGUGGCGGACUGGUGGGCUGGGGACGGGCUGAAGCUGCACCUUCCACGGCCCUCUCACGCAAGUGAGAAACACGCCGUUCAAGCCCCGUUGUGUGAAAUCCUGGUGUUGUGUGUAUGGGGGGCCAGGUCGUGCCGUGGCGCGCGCAGUCAUGGUCAAUCGACCAUGACAGCCACAGCGCCCAUUCCCCACUCCAGUCUGCUGACUGGCUCGGACAGCGGCUGGGGUGUGGGAGUUGGAAGGGAGAGUGAGGUCGACGACUCAGCGCACUUUCUCUUCACUAUAAACAAUCUGACGCGCUUGAAGCUAUCACGGUGCGCUAAAAGCCGUGGCUUGGAAGGUUGCCAACUGACGAGGUAACUUGGACCUCCUCCUUGACUGGAGGCGGUCUGAGAGUCAGGCUGCAAUGGCUCCUUUUUAAUGUGGCCUUUAUGGCAUUCCCAUCGCAGUGUGGGCUCCGAGCCAGGCGUUGGCGGCACGCCCAGGUGCGGCUUCGGCCGUGCCAGCCUCCAAAUCUCUGUUGUUGGUUGAAAUCCUGGUUAUUUGUUGUGUGGACCAGGGGUUGUGGUGGAACGCCAAGGUGAGGAUCCGUCCGAGCCAUCCACCUGCGGCCUCUCUCGUCUCCGGUCUUCUUGACUCUGUCUCGACACCGGGCCCAGGCGGGGGAGGAGGAGGAGAGAGUGUAGGUAGGUGCUACGCAAGUCUACUGGCACUAUAAACCCCUGCGUAAGUCACCGUCCCUGCUCCCAUUGCUGCUGCAACUGUGGGGCACAAGGUGGACAUCCUCGAAACCGAUGGUUGAACUGUCAUGCAUGUCCCACAGCCGUUUCUAAACAAGGUGGCGACAUCAAAAGUAAGUGGCUUUGUUUACGUCCACCAGGUGGGUGAUUUAAGCUUUACAUAGCGCGGUGUGUGGACAAAUACGAUAGGGGCUAUCCGCAUCUGGUUUAGCUCUCCGGUCGAGACAGUUAUCGGGCUGCGGCCACUGGGCAGAGUCUAGGUUUGUGGAGCUACAGAUGAGUCGGGUGCCAGUUAAGGGCCGUGUGGAGUAGCCACCACGUGCACUAGGCAAAUGAUCCGUCCUACCACGCUUACACUGUUUGCCUCCCAAUGAAACAACCAUAAGCACCCCUCACGCAUACGGAAAUUCGGCCAUCGCUUCUGACGAUGCUUGUCGUGUUCCUCACUGCAGAAGGACGCAUGGACAGGGACUUGCGCAUGCAUUAGUUUUUGAUGAUAGAAGACUUGCGUUGCAUUUAACGCGCUCUACCAUUCCCUACCCUCCUGAGCCAGGCAUCACGAGAGAUUAAAGAAGACUGGGUGUGGGACCGGAUUCAGUGUGUGUCCGCGCUUAGGCGUGUUCACAUGUAUGGUGUUCUUUAUGCGUGCUGUACCCUAAUCUGGUUCCCAUGUCGGUCUAGCGCAACUCCCUCGUUACUAUCUGACAGAGACACAGUGGACACUCACAAAAACACACUUAUACCAUCGAUUUCCGUGGAGGCGCAUGCGACCGAGUAGGCCAAUGCGAUGAUUGAGUCUGUUUGAACAGUGCGGAUAGCUGAGACUAGGCUCAUCCUGGUGUAUUUUAUUAAUCAGUUUAGAGUGGCAAGUAAAAAAGUAAGAAUAGAAUACUGAGGCUGUUUCGUCGUGAUCGCUCCACCCUACCCGGAACCACAUUCGUCUGACCACAAAGGUCCAACCCGAAUUCUUUUGUUCCUGACCGUCUUAAGUCAGAAAAACCGAUGGGACAAGGAGCAGGUGGCUCAAUGGUAGAAUGUUGGACUUAAGACGUUCAACGCUCAAAUAAUCCAGGUUCGAAUCCCAUGUCCUAUAAUCCUGGAUUUAGGUAAGGCUGAUUGACGACAGUGAGAAAGUCGGAGAUGGUCAUCCCAGUCCCCCUUAUCUUUGACGCUUGUUAAUUUCUACAUAUAUCGCCAACCGCCACUUAAUUGCCUGCGAAGGCUCUUCAUUGUGCCAGUCGGUGCAUCCAGAGUCGAUAUACUAGAAAGGAACGGCUACAGUUGGUUGUCGGUCGUAAGUUUUCAGAUUGGUGACACCAACGUUCCGUCAGAAAAAAAUGAAUAUGCGAAAAGUAGGUUUAUCACACUAGAGCAUCUGAGGCCAGUGUGGCUACAUGAACGGUGUACCAGUGUGUGCGAAGGGCGGGCAUAGCGUUACGAUAGGUCUAGGGUCGGGGGUACGGUUGUAGUCUGCUGUAUUGAGGGAGAGGGAAGAUAGUGGAUCAGUGAGAGUGUAGACAUACGGAUGUGGAUUACUGGUCCCUGAUUUGGCAUGGGUUCGGCGGGGCGUUAACCUUGCGCGUAGACCGCCGUAGCAAACGUCCAGGUUGAAAUUGUGGUCGAUACUUUUUCUUUUGGUGUACCGAUUCUCGAGAACCUCUUGCACCCGUUUUAUAUUGGCCACGGGGACCGCAUCAAUGUCAUCCCGAUUGAAUUAGUGACCACUUUCUAGUGUGUGCGCAAAGACUGGUGGGUCAUGCUGACGACCAGGUAUAUUGUUUUCGUUAAUACGAGUGCCCAGGUAUCUACCCGUAUAGCCAACACACUCAGGAACAAUUAUCGCAUGGGAUGCAGUAACAAAGUCUGUCUGGCGCACUUUAGAGGGGAACAUUUGUUCAAGAUAAUACUGCGCGCAGUGAGUAUUCUAGUUUGGAGGCGAAGCCGAUACCAAAACAAAUUAGCUGCCUGGCGUUAUCUCAAGAGGUCCCUUGAAUACAAGGCAGGAAGACGAUUUUUUGUACGACUACUUCAUUGUGCAUGGGGCUUUGUGACUGUGUCUGACAGCCUAAGCAAUUCCUCUCAAUGCAGCGUGUGAAAAUGCUCAGUCUGUCUCAGGGACUACUAUCAUAUCGAUAGUAUGUAACACCACCAGGUCAGGGGAGCACAAUGAGCUCGCCAUUAUCAUGUCUACUUGUUGAACGUUCUUACAAUGAUUAGGAACCAUACUCAAAGUGUGGCUGCACUUCAUGGGCGGCACCUUUAGAACUAUAAGGAACUACGAAGUUCAAUGACUACAUUAGAGGUGGAACGGUUUAUUCGCAGCUAUGGAAAGCCCUCGUGAAGUUGCAGCAGAAGACAGUCUGUCGUUUUUGGUUGUGGACAUACAGGGGCUCAGGAUAGCAGCAUUGCAAAAACCUCUUGUAGAAAAGGAUCUAAUGCUAAGUUCAUUCUAAAUCUUCGGAAGUAGCCGUCCUCCAGUUCAUGACAGAAACUGUACCCAAACUCUCCUCUACCGGAACUUUCGUUAUUACAGCAGAGACUAUACGCUUAGAAAAGAACUGGAUAACCUGCAUUGGUUGAUUUGGUCUAACGAACGUAUAAGCAGGGCCUCUGGGGAGAGCAAAAUCUAAAUACUGAAAACACCGACUAGGGUUUCCGCGUAUGACAGACGAAAAGAGGGAAGGCCUGCGUAGCUUGCGACCACUUGUUUAUUAAAUAAAUUGAAGAUACGUGCAUGCUCUGGGAGAAAGAAGGCGCGGUGGCUCCUGCUGUGCCAGAUAUUUACCACUUCUCACACUGAGAAAAUCCUGGUUUCGUGCCACUGUAAAACCUUACCGUUUUACGGCAGUAAAUAGUCCAAUGCAGACGAUGUUAUGCCAGCGCGCACACACAGUUUACUGUUGGCUGUUAGAUCCCCCAAGAAGGCGAAUGUAAGGCGGCAUGCCGGUGGCGUCCAGCGUGUUCGACCGUGUUAUUCACACGCAUACGGCGAGAUCCACGUAUGAGCUCUGCAAUAUGAAGAUGAGAAAACCCUGAUAUUAUUUCGACUUUAUUUUGGAGCAUAUCAGGGGGAGGGGACUGAAUGGGGAUUUACAAUGAGCGGCUAAACAUACCAGCUUGCUUGAAGAACAACGAAAACCUGCGGUGACGGCGGCGGUGCACUGACCUCAGCACGACAAAUGUAUUGCUGCAAGGCGGGCUUAAAUUCCAUAAAGCCGAAGAAACACAUAUAUCAACAGGGAUUUAGCAACGGCUGCUUGUUGAUAAUCUAACAUUACGGUCUAUGAGUAACGCCGGUGGAUCCUUAUAUGACGCUGAACCAAACGCGUUUCUGCCCGCCUGUAGGGACUAACCGUCCGAGGGUGCUGUGUUCCUUCACUGGCAUCCUCCGCUGGUCUCAGCCGUUGCUGUUUUACCUCGUGGGGAGCAAUUUGCUGACUGAGAACAGGGCCUGCGUCUGUUUGGCGGAGAAGAUGAAAAAUAAAGACUAGAAGUAACGGCUUCCAGAGGUGCAUUGUGUAACUGUAUCAGUUUGCGAUCGCAACCUGCGCCCCAGACCUAGCUUAAGCAUAAAUAGAGGUCUAUAGAUGCACUCAUUCUGAACUUUGACCCAACCAACCGUUAAUGCGUAUUUAGUGACCUAAGGCUGCCACCGUCGACUACACAGGAGUGGUGCUAGAGUUUAUAAGAAAAGCUGCAUCGAAAGUAGGCUCAUUAUAACCCGGAGCCACGGACAUCUCAACUUCCAGAUGAUGUGGUUCAUCCGUCAACACUGGUCACAGACUACUGUGGCCUCCUCCAGGGAAGCACUUUAAAGUUUCCGCCUUUUCGCCAGCAUUAAAAUUGCAAAGUUGGAAGAAACAGAUGCUCAUGGCAUUUGAACAGCCUUAAGCUGCCUGGCCAGAAACGGAGAGACAGGCCACCUACGGUAUUUUCUAGCCCCAGGAUAUUACUGGCCGCAUCGACUUUAGAAACGUGGGACGUCCAACGUUAGCAUAUACGGUAACCCCUUCUCGAUCGCGGAAGUUGCGUCCCAGAACUUUCCGCAGACAGUAAAAAUCCGUGAAGUAGAAACCAUAUUUCACUACGGUUAUUUUUAUACAUGCCUUAAACCCUUAAAAACCCCACAUUUCUGUAAGCAUCGUUACACAGUUAUGUAGCAUGAACCCUUUGCACUCCCUUAGAUUUCAGGUAAGUUUUUUUGAAGUAAGGAUACUUAACUGUGUGCUGUGUUUGAGUAGCUCCUCAGUAAUCCUGGUAUGAAAACAGUUGUACAAAUCCACUGAGUAAACGGCUGUCAGGAGAAAAAAGGCCCAUUUGCUGCGGAAAUCCACAAACCAGCCAAAAAUCCACAAUAGAGUGAAACCGCGAAGGCCAAAGUGCGAUAUACUGAGGGGUUACUGUAAUUACCACCAACAAUUUAGAUUUCAGUACGUGGGAAGAGUCGGGGCUUAAAAUCAAGUCCAGUUAGUCUUUAAGCCAGCAGCUCGACCAUUUGAACUGUCAUGUGUAUGGCAAGUACAAAGCCCGAAGGCCGAUGUGAAACAGGGAACCUUGAGUUGUCCUCCAGUGAUCUACUUCAUUUGAUUGACAAGCAGUGUUGCUGACCUUCCUUUUAAGAAAUGACAAGGGACUUUGGAAACACAUAAAAACAAACAUAUAGCAAAAGCAAUUUGGCAAGCAUACGUCUGCUUUCGAUAAAUUCACUUCAGACCUGUACAUUUAUAUGACCAUAGAAGUAAUGAAGUAAAAGAUACGGGCAAGUAGAUAACUAAGCUGUAGCUCGGGUUUGGGGAGGGGAGGGGAGCGGGAGAGUGAAACACCACACUUGCAGUCAGCGUCAGGGAGAUGGGUCCCGGCGAAGGAAAUUACAUGCGGGUGGCUGGCUUGGUGACUUUGAAACAUGGCAACUGUGGAACAUCAACAGCUCCAUCCUCGCGCACAUGUUAGCUAAAGACCACCAUGUAGGCGCCAGAGGCCUUCAGAGCGAGUCCCAUAAAACUAGCCAAAACUACUUGGGCAGCGCCUGUUGGCUACGGUAGAGGCGGCUGCAAUCAGGCUACGCGGACCGGUCCUUUGCGCACAGAAGUACUUCGUACAGGUCCCACAAUUGCCGUGGGUUAAAGCCACCAAGCCAGCACCUCCCAUGUAAGUACCUUCGCCGGGACCCACCUCCCUGGCGUUGACUGGAAUUGUAGUGUUUCACUCUUCCCCUGUCCUGCCCUCCCCUCCCCAAACCCGAGCUACAGCUUAAUUAUCUACUUGCCCGUAUCUUUUAAGUAAUUACUUCAAUAGCCAUAUAAAUGUACAGGCCUGAAGAGAAUUUAUCGAAAGCAGACGUAUGUUCGCCAACUUGGUUUUGCAACAUAUAACAGAAGGAUCUUCUUUGUUUUUUUUCGACAACCUUAACGUUUACUGGCUGUUAAUUAUUAUUUUAUUACUUUCUAGGCUCUAGAAAGUACCUUAAAAGAGCAGCGGGGUCGUCGGUGUCUAGUCCCUAACAUAGGAUAAGUAGGUGAAAGUCACUUGUAAGUGGACUGUCAUCCCCUAUCGCAGGCAUUGGGGUGCCAAAAUCACAAAUAUAUGAUCGAAAGCCUGACCUGACGUUCAGUAACAACAAAGUCCGUGUUCUAGCACGGCCCCACAUUGAGGUGAGGCCGGCAGAACCUGCAAAAUAUGCCCCGACUAACCAUCCCAGUCUUCCUUGUUUCCAUUCUGUCCUUUCCAAUAAUUGUACUGUCGGCUUCAAGAGCUCCAGACCGGAAGUCGAAUUCGAGACUGAAGGAUCUCUGGUGCGUCCGAAAAUCAGUAUGGGCUAUUCAGAGUCAAUACCAUAUGAUAUGCCGAAGAGUUUGGAGGAACAUAACCAGCAGCUUUGCAAUGACUACAUAAAUAUUUUUCAAUUUUUAAACUGCGAAUUUCCAUACCCUAUCGUUGCAUAGGGUACCUAAAAGGUCUCGCUUUAACUGAGAGGGGUAAGAGACUCAUUCGCGAAUUGUGAUAUGUUCAUAUUUCAACUUAUUUUCCGCUGAGUUUGUUUGAGCUAAUUGUCUUUUUAAAGUCGCCGACCUCUUCUAAGAAAGAGCUUCUAACCUUCCGCAAAAUCACAAAAAUGUGUUUACUACUUAUAUCCAAUGAAACUUAGAAGACCCUUGUUGCGAUUCUCAACUAAAUAACCAAAAAACAAAUUUUGGUUUGUCGGGAUCAGGGUGCUGAAACAUAAAGAUUACAAUCCCGGGAUACUUGUUAAAACGAUCCAUUCAACCUCCCUACUGAUGUUGCCGAAGUCGCUACCACUAUUACUACUACUACUACUACUACUACUACUACUACUACUACUACUACUACUACUACUACUACUACUACUACUACUACUACUACUACUACUACUACUACUACUACUACUACUACUACUACUACUACUACUACUACUACUACUACUACUACUACUACCACUACUACUACUACUACUACUACUACUACUACUACUACUUCUACUACUACUACUACCGUCACUACUGCUAUCACUGCCACUACUUCUAUUGCCACUAUGCUGGUGCCUUUGCUAACGAUGGUGCGUGCUUUAAGCCAGGCGUCGACCGUUGUAACUGUUCAGCUCAAACGAAUUUUCGCGCCGAUAUUCACAUCAACGAGGUCUUGGCCUAA
Spirometra erinaceieuropaei is the source of this 20647-nucleotide messenger RNA. Lineage: Eukaryota; Metazoa; Platyhelminthes; Cestoda; Diphyllobothriidea; Diphyllobothriidae. The record is from the annotation of a GenBank genome assembly.